GUUAUUAUUCAUACCAUUCUGGCUAUAUAUUAUCAGUGGGACAAAACGACCAAUCCCUCUCAGCCCCUUCCUACAGAAAUAUCAGUGGCACGAACUGGUAGUGGCGCGAAACGACCAUCACCCAUUUUCGCGACAUAUGAAUUAUUAUCCUAAUCAGAAGUUAAUAGACAUAAGUUAAUGAUAUUAUGCUAAUAUCGAAAUCAAAGUAACACAAUAGUUUUAAGUAAAAAAUAUCAUAACACACGUGCUCCACAUUUUGAUAUUUUUACCUGUUAAGCAAAAUAAAAAUGAAUGAAGUCAUUGAAGAAAGUAAUGUGCCAACCGUUUCUGAAAACGUUGGGUGCGAAAAUAAUGUUCAUCUGCAAUUUGCCUAUCUCAAAAUGUAAAAGAUCUAUGCCCAGCUCAAUCACCUCUUGCAUGCUCCCCCUAUCAAAUUAUCAUCCAAAACACCCAAUGGCAUCAUGUUUAACAGAGCUGUUUUUGUGGACACUGAAAGAAAAUGUUUCAAUUCCAAAUGAUGUUAUUGGAUGUCACAGCUAUCAUGAUAAGAGUGAUCCAGCAUCUGAUCAACCAUAUAAUGAAGAGAAGAAGCAGUUUACAGAAGGCAGGGACAUGAUAUGGGCACCCAAGAACAAAAGACCGGAGAAAUUGCGUGACAAUAUCAAAGACAUGGAGGAGUUGUUGUCCGCCUUUAAGACUGUGCACACCCGCUGGAGGAGUCGCAAGAUGCUGCAGAUCCUACUCAGCAAUGCGUGUGUGGUGAACAUUGUCCUGUCUGACCAUAGCGGGGACAUUGAGCGACUGCUGAUUGAUAAAUCUCUCGUUGGAAAACUCAGCGCAGAUACUGUGACUGAUGCUGUGUUGACAGACCAGUUCUUUGUCUCAACGUACGGUGACAAGUCUCGUCUUGAUUAUGUGUUCUUCUGCAAGCGACCCCCACUGGGUGAGGCCAUUAAAAGGCUGGAGAAACUGUCAUCAUGGGACCCUAAGGUGACCAGCAUUGACAUCCCAGGGCCUGUGGGUCGGCGCCUAGAGAGACACGUGUGUGUCAACAAACAGGAGGACAUGGUGUUGGUUUGGUGGAGCAGCACCAGCAAGGAGGCAAUGCCCUGGUCUCCAAUGGCAACUGACAGGGACCGGGCCAAUAUAAUCGCAGUUUCUUGUCACGGACCUAACAUUGAUGUAUUGACAUUUGCAAGGACAGAGUGUGACCCAGUAUCGGUUCACUUCAGUCAGUUCCAGCAGUACAAGUUUUUCACAAUCGAGCAGGGCAUGGGUUCUGGAGGGGAAACCACUGCCAAGGCUUGCACUUAUGACAUCAUUCAGAACAAGAUACAGAGGCUGUCUGCAAUAAGCAUUCCUCUGAAAAGCAUGGUGUUGUGCGAAUGCCACAGUCCAGGGGAAGAUAAGCUGGUGCUUGGCUGUGCUGACGGAACAUUGGUGAUAUAUGAUGAGAAUAAAAAGAAAACAGAAUUAAACAAAGCUGCUGUGAUCCCCAGUGUAAUUGCUUGGCACCCGACAGGUACCAUCUUCUUUGUGGCAGGCGGAAGAGGUGACGUCCAGGUGUUUGAUAUAGCUUUAACGCCACUUAAAAUACAACUUCUUGAUGAAGAGCCAUGUCCUACGAAGAUUUUGCAGAUGGGAAAAUACUUCAGGUCUGCACCAGCUUUACGAGACAUGAAAUGGUGUGAGUUUGACCCGCUGGCAGCAGACUGGCAUGGAGACUAUGUGGACGCACUGGCUGUGGUCUUUGACAAAGGGCCAGUUGGCCUGCUUCAGAUGUCACUGGGCCUGGUGAGCAGAGAAAGGUUCUCCUGUGUGGAACUGGUGCGAGAAUACAUACGGGCUAAGCAGGUGGAUGAGGCCGUUUCCCUGCUAUGUUCCAUGAGCUGGGACCAGGAUGGCACCAGCUGUUACACGUGUCUCACCACCAUUGUUACCCAUCUCCUCAAGAUGCCACUGAACGCAGAACGGGAAGUGAAUCUGCAGACAGCACUGGGCACAUUCUACUCUCCCAAGCAGCCUCUCUCAGAGUCAACCAUCCUCGACUAUCGAGACCCAAUUAGCCGUCUGGCUAGACGCUUCUUUCACCAUCUUUUAAGGUAUGCAAGAUUUGACAAGGCCUAUUUACUGGCUGUGGACAUUGGUGCAAAAGAUCUCUUCAUGGACAUUCAUUUCAUGGCCUUGGACAAAGGGGAGACAGCUCUUGCAGAGGUUUCAAGGAGGAAGGCUGAGCAGGUCGACUCAGAAUCCAUAGAGAGCUACAAUGACACGUUACCAGGUCUAGAUGGGGGAGGGUUUUACCAGCAGCAUAAUGGGGUCGCCAAUAACCAUAGCAACAGACAUAGGGAGGAGAUUCCAGUGUCAAGACAGCAUCCAUGGCAGCAGAGUAGCUCAACACAGGGCCAUCUAUCCCAUGAUUCUUCACUCCAGUCCCACAAUGCAUCAUUCCAGUCCCAGCGUUCCAUGCCUUCCCACGAUGCACCAUUGGCAGGGGCAGAGCACUCUGGGAGAGGUGCCAGCAGGAGAAGAGUGCAAUACAGUGACCAACAAUUGAGUAACGAUCUAGACGCAAUGAACAUGCACUCAGAUCUGAUUAGUGACUAUACUGCAGCUUUGAAUGAUGGGGGAGGGGCAUGGGCAUCAUCUGUUGGCAGCACUGCAGCUAAUAACGGGUCAUUUCAGAGCGAAGAAAAAGGUGUGAAAGUGUUCCGAUUUGGAGUCGUGUAGUUUGUAGACUUGAGUUCCAUAUUGACAGACCCUUUACUGGUUUCCAUGAUUACAGAAACCUUACAUUUUUUUGAAUACAUGUAUGCACAAUAAUUCAUUCAGGGACUGGAGAAUUUUGGGAAUUGUUAAACCGGGAGAAAAGAGACAAUUUUAUACUUUUGCUCUUGCAUGUAAUGCAAAAAUUGUUGCUAAACUGUUAAGUUUAGCUGUAAGCUGUUAAGCUUUUAGCUUAA
This is a messenger RNA of Dreissena polymorpha, 2963 nucleotides long. Its product is annotated as WD repeat-containing and planar cell polarity effector protein fritz homolog. Gene Ontology annotation, molecular function: protein binding. The record is from RefSeq and is a predicted model, not a curated record. Gene Ontology annotation, biological process: establishment of protein localization; nervous system development; cilium organization. The transcript is spliced from 26 exons. Lineage: Eukaryota; Metazoa; Mollusca; Bivalvia; Myida; Dreissenidae. Gene Ontology annotation, cellular component: axonemal basal plate. Bases 292 to 2730 code for a protein of 812 amino acids.